AUGAACAAUCUUUCUGACUUGACUAUUGUCGAGGAGUAUUCUGAAAAAGAUAAAGUAGACAUCCCACUACUAGAAGACUGGUUAGCUUACAACAUACCUUCCUCACCAGAUACCGCACACACUGAUAAUCCUUAUUACCAAUUCUGUCAGUGCUGCCAGCAAUCCAAUUGUAAACACUUUGAGACAACCUUAAGUACUAUUCACAAAUUAGAAGAAGAUGCUCGGUUAGCAGCAGUCAUAGGACAGGGCCUCUUACAGAGACAUGAGCAAUAUAUCUGUGAUGCCAACCAGUUGGAGACGAGGCUUGAACAGAAAGUCAGUUCAUUACGCACUAAAAUUGAAGAGUUGGAGGAUUCUUUACUAGCAUCGGAUACAGCCAAACAGCAUUACCUCGAUGAAAGAAAUAAAUGCAUGAGAAGACUGCAAAGAACUGAAAAAUUGAACGAAUGCGAUGCUCGCUGCAUACAACUUGAAAAAGAAUUAAAGUUGAAGAUGAAGGAGAUCGAAAGAUUGAGCGUGUUUAAAUUAUUAGCAAAACAAGCAGAUAUUCGAGAAGAAGCCAUAACUGCAAAACUAGAAGAUCUUAAACAAGAAUUAGCUUAUUCACGGAAGGCCGAACUUACAUUGGAGUCGAAGCAUAAAAAACUGAAAGCAAAGUUGGGUAAUGCCAUAUUGUGA
Molecule: messenger RNA, 678 nt
Organism: Mycotypha africana
Lineage: Eukaryota; Fungi; Mucoromycota; Mucoromycetes; Mucorales; Mycotyphaceae
Exons: 4
Coding region: 1-678 (225 amino acids)
Source: RefSeq, a predicted model, not a curated record